Molecule: messenger RNA, 444 nt
Organism: Microthlaspi erraticum
Lineage: Eukaryota; Viridiplantae; Streptophyta; Magnoliopsida; Brassicales; Brassicaceae
Source: the annotation of a GenBank genome assembly
AUGGUCUUUGAAGUGGGAGACAAGGUUUGGAUCCAUCUGCGCAAAGAGAGGUUCCCGGCCGAGCGCAAAUCCAAACUUAUGCCAAGGAUAGAUGGACCAUUUGAGAUCACCAGAAGAAUCAACAACAACUCCUACCAAAUUGAUCUCCAAGAUGAACCAGAUUUGAGGACAAAUCCUUUUCAAGAGGGAGGGGAUGAUAUGAUCAUGGAGGAGGUUGCUGGGAACUUGGACCAGGAAGCAGCUGGAGAGCUUGUAGCAGAGGAGGAGCAGCUUGAACCUGAGGAAGCUUUGGAAGCCUUGACCUUACCAACUGGUCCCAUCACAAGGUCCCAGACUAAGAUGCUCAACCAAGACAUUGGAAGAGUACUUAGCCGUUUGAGUCGGCAUGAUCAGGAGCUUAAACAUUCCACUUUGGUUUGUUUGAGAGCCCAACACUUGGGAUAA